AUGGAUUUUAACUUCAAAAAAAUUGCGAGCGAGGCGGGCGGCUUCUUCAGUCGUGCGAAGCAGUACACGGAGGAGACGUUUUUGAAAGCAGAACGUACCGACCUUGAUCCGCACUUUGAAAAUUUGUUACAAAGAGCAGACAAAACUGAGGAACACACUCGAAGGCUGCUGUCAUGUAUAGAAAGCUAUCUGCAGCCAAAUCCAACCAUUCGGAUGGAGGAGGUGUUCUAUGAAAAGCUGGAACUAAAGAAGGACCAUGCUGGUCGAUUGAAUAAUUUGGAAUUAAUGGCGCAGGCGAUGAGCGAUGCUGGAGAGGAGUUUGGCUCAACAGCACCAUACGGAAGUGCUCUUGUGAAAAUAGCCCAAACUGAGCAAAAACUGGGGCAGGCUGAGCGAGAAUUUGUAACUUCAUCUGCUAGUCAAACUCUUCUUCCCAUUCGCCGAUUUUUAGAAGGCGACAUGAAAACUAUUCAGAAAGAACGCAAGGUAUUGAACAGCAAGCGCUUGGACUUGGACGCAUGCAAAAGCCGUCUUAGAAAAGCAAAGACUGUGGAAAGCCAAGCCACCGCUAAUAGUAGAAGCAGUGGGAAUUUUACUGUUGAACAGAUCACCAAGCUGUUGCUGGAGGGUAUCCAAACAGCUCAUAACAAUCAACUAAAGUGUUUGCGAGAUUUUGUUGACCUUCAAAUGUCCUACUUCGCCCAAGCCCAUCAAAUGUUGGCCGAUCUUCAGCGGGAGUUAAGCGGAACAUUAACAUUCCGGGGAUCAUCAGCAGUUUUGGUAACCGCAAAUACAGGAUCUAUCCCUACUUCAACAAAUUCAACCUCUACUCCACCAAAGGUCAAAUACUUCCAUGCAUUCUAUAAUAGCAGGCACUAUUUUGUUCAAAAGUUCAGCAGCUAUCCUUCUACGGGAAGUGGCAAACCAUUCGAUAUCGCAGAUGUUGGGACAAAACAAGCUCGUGUAAUUCUGGACUAUGAUGCAGUUCUUCCUCAAGAGAUGAGUGUUCGACAAAACGAUGUACUCAUUGUCUAUCGCUUGCCUGGACUUGACCCAGACUACGUGAUGGCCGAAAAGGGCGGUGUUCGGGGGCGAGUGCCAGUCUCCUUCCUUGAACUGAUAUAA
This is a messenger RNA of Strongylus vulgaris, 1125 nucleotides long. NCBI's taxonomy places the organism in Eukaryota, Metazoa, Nematoda, Chromadorea, Rhabditida, Strongylidae. The record is from the annotation of a GenBank genome assembly.